This is a messenger RNA of Manis pentadactyla (Chinese pangolin), 7056 nucleotides long. RefSeq names its product dispatched RND transporter family member 1 (gene DISP1). Gene Ontology annotation, cellular component: membrane. The coding region runs from base 695 to 5251 and encodes 1518 amino acids. The transcript is spliced from 8 exons. The record is from RefSeq and is a predicted model, not a curated record. NCBI's taxonomy places the organism in Eukaryota, Metazoa, Chordata, Mammalia, Pholidota, Manidae.
AACAAACUGCUUCUUUUGUUUAGAAAACUUUAAGAGAAACACUUUAAACUGCUUUAAAUAAUAAUUUCCUCUUAAUUAAGAAGACUCUGUCUCUUUUAAAAUUAUGAGCCUUCUGCCCUUAUAAGCAGGAUCUCAAGUGCCAUUUGUGAAAGAACACAAGACCCCAGAACUUGGGAAUAAACCUGAUUGGUGUUUACUUGUGUUAGUUUAAAUGUGGUAGCCCUAUGUGUCAGAAAACUGAGUCAGUAACACUUACGUUAGCCUAAGCAAGCAAAUGAUAGCAGCUAACGUGGCUUUAAUCUACUAAGUAACUUUAAAUCCAAAAGAUCAAAGGAAGUUAUAACUAAAAACAGUCCUUUUUGCCAUUUCCCUGUAGAAGCAGGAAAAGGCUAGAAAUUACAUGUCACCUUCAUAUCCUGGCUUGCUGACCUUGUGCUCAAAUGAAGCCCGCUGUAUGGCAGCUGUUAGUAUAUUAAGACCUUGCCUCUAGGGGUUAAAUAGGAGAAAACCUCUCCUGUCCUGUAGGAGAGCCAACAGUUCCUGCCCCAGUUGCCUCACUCAGAGCAAUCUGCGUGUGCUUGUUCUCCAGACCUGGGCCUGCCAUCUUCUGUGCUGUGGCUGCUGCAGCCAUUUGUACACCAAACUGUACCGGGGACAUUUCUCUUUUUCACAUAAAGGGUCAAGAAAUUGGAGCAUGGCUGUUAACAAUGGGAGCAACGAUUUUAUGGUUCUGAGCAAUGGCAGCAUUGCAAAUGGUGCUACCAACCCUGUGCCACUCACCUCCUGGGAAGGAGACCUUGCAGCCUGGCAGCCUGACUCCCAGGAGGCACUAAGAACAAAAGUGAGUCCCAAUGGGUGCCUGCAAGUUAAUGGCACAGUGAAGCCAUCCCUGCUACCUUUAGACAACCAAAGAGUGCCUCAGAUGUUACCCCAGUGCCGCCAUCCUUGCCCAUGCCGCCACCCUUUGCCUAGCCAUGGCAGGUACCAGGAGAGCCUUCCCGACACUAGUUUGGCAGUGCCUUUGGCUUCAUGCUGUGUGCAGCCACCCCCAGAGCACUGUGCAGCUCUCCGCCCGAGCUGCUCACCUGUGUAUCAGACCGCGUGCUGUCUACAGACCUCUCCACCCUUCUGCCUGCACCAUCCAUGGCCUAGCCAUUCACAGCCUCAGCCUGUGCAACAGCUCACAGCCAGUGUAAGACCUUCCAGACCUUUCAAGUUACCAAAAAGCUACGCAGCCCUGAUAGCCGACUGGCCUGUGGUGGUCUUGGGCUUGUGCACUGUGCUCAUCGUGGUCUGCGCCCUGGUGGCAGUGUUAGUGCCAGAGCUUCCGGACUUCUCUGACCCAUUGCUGGGUUUUGAACCAAGAGGGACUGCAAUAGGCCAGAGACUGGUCACAUGGAAUAACAUGGUGAAAAACACAGGAUACAAAGCAACAUUGGCAAAUUAUCCCUUUAAAUAUGCAGAUGAGCAAGCCAAAAGCCAUCGGGAUGAUCAAUGGUCGGAUGAUCAUUAUGAAAGAGAGAAAAGAGAAGUUGACUGGAACUUCCACAAAGACAGCUUUUUCUGCGACGUCCCAAGUGACCGAUAUUCCAGGGUAGUGUUCACUUCAGCUGGAGGGGAGACAUUAUGGAAUUUGCCUGCCAUUAAAUCAAUGUGCAAUGUAGAUAAUUUAAGGAUCAGAGCCCACCCCCAGUUUGGUGACCUCUGUCAGAGGACCUCUGCAGCAUCCUGCUGCCCCAGCUGGACACUGGGAAACUACAUCGCCAUUCUGAACAACAGGUCGUCCUGUCAGAAGAUUGUGGAGAGGGAUGUUUCUCACACCCUGAAGCUGCUCCGGGCCUGUGCCAGACACUAUCAGAAUGGCAGUCUGCAGCCAGACUGCUGGGACACAGUGGCUCGACGGAAGGACCAGCUCAAGUGCACCAGCGUGCCGCGCAAGUGCACCAAGUACAACGCCGUGUACCAGAUCCUCCAUUACCUGGUGGACAAGGACUUCAUGAGCCCACAGGCAGCCAGGUCAGUACCAGCUCUGCGGUACAGCAUGCUCUUCUCGCCCACCGAGAAAGGUGAGAGCAUGGUCAGCAUUUACGUGGACAAUUUUGAAAACUGGAACUCCUCUGAUGGUGUGACCACCAUCACCGGGAUUGAAUUUGGUAUCAAGCACAGUCUGUUUCAGGAUUACCUUCUGAUGGACACUGUGUAUCCCGCCAUCGCCAUGGCUGUCGUCCUUCUGGUCAUGUGUGUCUACACCAAGUCCAUGUUCAUCACUCUGAUGACAGCAUUUGCAAUCAUCAGUUCCUUGAUCGUGUCCUAUUUUCUCUACCGUGUAGUAUUUAACUUCGAAUUUUUUCCUUUUAUGAACCUCACUGCACUCAUUAUUUUGGUUGGAAUUGGGGCAGAUGAUGCAUUCGUCCUAUGCGAUGUUUGGAACUACACCAAGUUUGACCAGCCGCAUGGUGAAACCUCGGAGGCAGUGCGCACCGCCUUGCAGCACGCGGCCCUGUCCAUGUUCGUCACCAGCUUCACUACGGCAGCUGCCUUUUAUGCAAACUAUGUCAGUGACAUCACAGCCAUCAGGUGCUUCGGGGUCUAUGCAGGCACAGCUAUCUUGGUGAACUAUGUUUUGAUGGUCACGUGGCUUCCAGCAGUGGUGGUUCUGCACGAGAGAUAUCUGCUCAAUAUAUUCAGUUGCUUCAGAAAGCCCCAGCAGCAGGUGUAUGGCCCCAAAAGUUGCUGGACCGUGGCCUGCCAGAAGUGCCACCAAGUGCUUUGUGCCAUCUCAGAAGCAUCUCGAGUCUUCUUUGAGAAAGUGCUGCCGUGUGUUGUCAUCAAGUUUCGCUACCUUUGGCUGCUCUGGUUCCUUGCCCUGACCGCAGGCGGGGCCUACAUCGUGUGUGUGAAUCCAAAGAUGAAGCUGCCCUCCUUGGAGCUGUCUGAGUUCCAGGUGUUCAGGGCAUCUCACCCCUUUGAACGGUACGACGCUGAGUACAAAAAGCUCUUCAUGUUUGAACGCGCUCACCAUGGGGAGGAGCUGCACAUGCCCAUCACGGUGGUCUGGGGCGUGUCCCCGCAGGACAAUGGCAAUCCCCUGAACCCCAAGAGUAAGGGGCGGCUGACCUUAGAUAGCAGCUUUAACAUUGCUAGCCCAGCUUCCCAGGUCUGGAUUUUGCACUUCUGCCAGAAAUUGAGAAAUCAAACCUUCUUCUACCAGACUGAUGACCAGGACUUCACCAGCUGCUUCAUUGAGACCUUCAAGCAGUGGAUGGAGAACCAGGACUGCGAUGAGCCUGCCCUAUACCCUUGCUGCAGCCACUGGAGCUUCCCCUACAAGCAGGAGGUUUUUGAGCUGUGCAUUAAGAGAGCCAUCAUGGAGCUGGAAAGGAGUACAGGCUACCAUUUGGACAGCAGAACCCCAGGGCCAAGGUUUGAUGGCAAUGAUACCAUCAGGGCGGUAGUGCUGGAGUUCCAAAGCACCUACCUCUUCACACUGGCUUACGAGAAGAUGCACCAGUUUUAUAAAGAGGUGGACACAUGGAUUUCCAGUGAGCUGCGCUCUGCCCCCGAGGGCCUUGGCAAUGGCUGGUUUGUCAGCAGCCUGGAGUUCUAUGACCUACAGGACAGCCUCUCAGAUGGCACCCUCAUUGCCAUGGGGCUGUCUGUGGCUGUUGCAUUUAGUGUAAUGCUGCUCACAACAUGGAACAUUGCCAUAAGCCUCUAUGCUAUCAUGUCAAUAGCUGGCACCAUAUUUGUCACUGUUGCUUCUCUCGUCCUGCUGGGCUGGGAGCUAAAUGUUUUGGAGUCUGUCACCAUCUCGGUGGCAGUCGGUUUAUCCGUAGACUUUGCCGUCCAUUAUGGGGUCGCCUACCGCUUGGCCCCAGAUGCUGACCGCGAGGGGAAGGUGAUCUUCUCUCUGAGCCGCAUGGGCUCCGCCAUUGCCAUGGCUGCUCUGACUACCUUUGUGGCUGGGGCCAUGAUGAUGCCGUCCACGGUGCUGGCCUACACCCAGCUGGGCACCUUCCUGAUGCUCACCAUGUGUGUCAGCUGGGCUUUUGCCACCUUCUUCUUCCAGUGCCUGUGCCGGUGCCUUGGGCCGCAGGGCACCUGUGGUCAGAUCCCCUUACCUGAGAGGCUCCAGUGCAGCGCCUUCUCACCUGCCUCAUCUCAACAUCCUGGAGACAAGGGGCAGAGCAAAGUCUGUGCUGUGAGGGCCUUUCAUUUAGAUCCCACAGGCCAAAAGUCUGAAAUGCAGCCUGAGUUUUACCAACUGGAGCCACUGGCAUCCCACAGCUGUGCUGCCUCUGAGAACACAAACACGUAUGAAGAGACCCGUAUGUGUUCUGAGCUUAACAGCCGGGUGAGGCGUUCAGGGUUGCCUCAACUCAUGGCUUACAAGGGCCCCACUGACAAGGCUGGCUCCACUUCACUACAGCCCCCUUCUGGGCAGCACGCCAGGUGUCACUUCCCUGUGAAUCUGAGACCCAGCUGCCCAAAUGCCUGCAGACAUUUGACGUGCGGUCCACACUCCUGCCAGGAGCUGGGGGAUAGCAUGUGCCAUCAGUGCACUCCUACUGUGGGCAGCUUCCUGCCUGUCCCAGACAGCACGGCACCCCUGAGAGCCUCACACCAGGCCCCUGAGGCCGUCGUGCCUCCCAUCCCACAUAUGCACCCCAGCCUCUGCUUACAGGCCAGAGUGAGACUGCCCGGGAGGGAGAAUCCCCCACCUCGGGGUUUCUUCCUCCAGCCGGUGCAGCACUCUCAGGUCCAACAAAAUGCUGGUAAGCCCAGUAUCCACAAUCUUCAGAGCACAGAGGAGCAUCUUCCGAAGGUGUCAGAGUUGUCAUUUGUCAGCAGAAGUGCUGGAUCUUUACCAAAAGCAUGCUGUGAUCCUGAGAAUAACCAAAGGGUACUCUGUAAAAAUAGAGAUGCAGGGACUUCGGAGGUGUGUGGUGGGGCCAAGAGCAAGGACAGCAGAUUCGUGAAUCAGCACAGCAAGGCGGGGAGGGAAGCUGAGCCUGGCCUGGCACAGACCGACGGGGUGGUGAACUCAGAACAUUUAAGUCAGGGUGAACCAAGGUUUACAUUUAACCAUUUAUUAGGGGAGGCUGGGUGCAGGUCCUGCCCAGACAACCCGCAAAGUUGCUGCAGAAUCAUGAGAGGAAAGUGCAAUUCUGUGGACUGCCAAACGCCAGACACCAAUGCCAGCGUGCCUGCAGUGGUAACACACUCAGAACUUUCUGUGGCAGUUUGUUAAUGAAAACACUUUAAUAAAUACAGUAUUAAAUUAAGAACCAGUGCCUCCAUCGUUCCUUUGAAGUAGAGGUGGAAUCCAUCAUUUAGAAAGGGACUCCAAGACAGGAACCAGCAUGUUUCACUUUGUUUAAAAAUCAUGGAAUAUCUAUGUUCUAUGUGAACAAUCAGCAAACUCACUUAGAGUGUUAGCCGGUUAUUGGGCUUUAUAUUUUCAAAAGGUACAGCUGUUUUUAUGUUUAUACUUGGCUUGGAAAAUAAUUGUCUCUCUUUCCCCUCACACAGCAGUGAGUAAGAUUUAGAGUUUGAAUUACCAGAGGUUGUGGUUCCCCCUGGCAGUAGCAUCUCCUGAUUUCCUUAUUCUGGUGCAUGUGGUGUCAAUAAUUGGGACUUUCAAUUGCUCAACAUAAACUAAUUUGAAAAGAGCCACUUCAGAUGGAAGCCAGGAACUAAACAGCAUUAAAAUGUGUAUUUUUGGUGAAGCCUCAUUUAAAAUAUAGAUUGCCAAGCAUGUUAAUAGUCCAUCCCACUGUCUGCAUGAGGAGUUGAAGCCAAUAAUACACUCAUGCAAAUUGGUGUCCUUUUCCACAUUAGCCCCAGUGUAUAGUUGUUCGGUCAUUAAAUCUAUUCACCUGGAGUCACAGGCAUCCUCCUCCAUCAGGCAACCAUUGUGUUAGUGCCACAGAAGGAAAAGCACAAGUGGAGAGAUGUGACAGCCCUUUUUAGAGUUGGUUGCAUGUUGCCCAAGGUAGACCAGGAUCAGAUGAGUCUAACUCCCAGAGUAUCAGAGGAAGGGAACUGGUUCUGUGAGGUUUUUGCUUCCGUGUUUGCCCCGAUGGGGACAUGUCCAGACAGCUGCCUUCUCCCAUGUUAACCAGUGUCUCCAGAUGUGAACGGGAAUUUUAUUGUGCAGCUAACACCUGGAAACGCUGAGUCUCAGGGAGAAACUUAAGUGAUACCUGUGUAUCUCUUGUCGGAUCAGUCUGCAGUGACUGAGCUGUCCACAUAGGAGUCAUCCGGCCGAGCCCCCAGACCCCUGCCAAGGUCCCUCUGCACUCUGCCUCGCUAUGGAACUCUGCCUCCCAUUUGGUCCUCUGAAAGAACACCGGUGGAAAUACUUCUAAAUGCAGUGUUCUUUCCAAAAAUUGUAUUAGUUAUUUUGAAGAAUAGUUUUCCAAAUUAGAUCUGCAUAUUAUUUUUCAUAUUAGGGCCUGAAAAAAACCGUCAAGAGUUGGAAGAGAGCUUAUGGAUCCCUGGUGCCAGCCCACCUGCCCCAAUCCACAUUUUUGUUAGGUAGCCUUGUAGCUUUUGCUUUGUUACCUCCGGCACAAGGCGCUCACUACAGGACAACCUGGGUGGAGCUCAGCCCUGUUGUCCUGCCGUUUUCCUGCUGCAAGGGAUCCCUAAAGAUGCGUGGACACAGCUGUCAUGCCCUCCCACUAACAUGCCCAGUUCACUCAGCUGUCCUUCCCACCACCAGAUUUUAAGCUUAAAACACUGGCUGAACUAUUAGGUUCCCCUCUGGAAAGGCCAGGUGAGCAGACCCUGCACAGUGGACAGCCAGGCCUUCCGCUGGUGCACAUAGGGAAGGACAACAUGGCUCCUGCAGCUUAGAGGGUGUAGGGGACAGCCUGUGUCUUCUUACAUGUCUGAAUGCAGCAUGGGAAAGCACCAGCUUGAGAACAACCAGUGCAGUCCUUGGAAGUUAUCUGCGCACAAAAACAUAUCUUGUCCUUGAAAACAAGCCAAGACGCCUCACUCUGAAAAUAGGGAGACCUUGAGGAUGUGUGAAAACACCACCCCUGCUUC